AUGUUGAAGACAAAGACCUCGUUGUGGAUUUGUUAUGAAGAAUAUCAUCGUAAUGUUUCCACAUUUACGAUUUCUUUCAUCUGUUUUUCAUUCUUUGCUGCUCGUCAUGAUUAUAAAAGAAAUACAGAAAUGAAACAUUCAAGACAACUUUAUGAUUGCAACUCAUGUCAAAUGAUCGUCUUGAAAACUGAAAAUAAUCCUGAUGAGCUAUCAAAAGUUGAAUGUUCUAACAGUUAUCGCUUAAAAGCUUGCUUGAAGAUUCUUCUUAUCGUUGAAUUUAGUUCAUCAUCGAUUUAUUUUAUUUUUGAACUUAAAGGGAAAAUGGAAGGAAAAGAAGGAAAACAAGAGAAACUUUUUUCCAACUAUCGAGAAUUUAAUGAAGCUGAAAAAACUAUAAAUUCUAAUAUGACUCUCGCAUAA
This is a messenger RNA of Clunio marinus, 420 nucleotides long. The record is from the annotation of a GenBank genome assembly. NCBI's taxonomy places the organism in Eukaryota, Metazoa, Arthropoda, Insecta, Diptera, Chironomidae.